Molecule: messenger RNA, 618 nt
Organism: Durotheca rogersii
Lineage: Eukaryota; Fungi; Ascomycota; Sordariomycetes; Xylariales; Xylariaceae
Product: double-stranded DNA-binding domain-containing protein
Exons: 4
Coding region: 177-572 (131 amino acids)
Cellular component (GO): cytosol; nucleus
Molecular function (GO): DNA binding
Source: RefSeq, a predicted model, not a curated record
AUACCACUAACCCGGCUGUCGCGCAACCCCACCAACACUGAUCAUAUACAUCCACCACUACAUGCACCGUCACUGGUGAACCAACCCUACCUACAACAUACACACCCGCCUCAUACCACACACGCAUCACGUACACAUUACAUACACGGGAAACAAACGCAACGUCGGGAACCAAUAUGGCUGAUGCAGAACUAGAGCAGCUUCGCAAGGCGCGUCUGGAGCAGCUAAAGGCGCAGCAAGGCGCCGGCGCCGGCGGUGGCCAGCAAGGGCAGAUGAGCCAGGCCGACCGGCAAAAACAACAAGAAGAGAUGCGGCAGGCGAUGAUGGAUCGGAUCCUGGCGCCGGAGGCGAUGGACCGGCUGAACCGGAUCCGGCUGGUGAACGGGGAGCGCGCGACCGAGGUGGAGAACCGGCUGCUGGCACUAUCGCAGAUGGGCCGCCUCAGCGCCAAGGUGACUGAGGCCCAGCUCAAGGACAUGCUCGCCACCCUCUCCGAGAUGAAGGGCUCCGAGAAGAUCGUCGUCAGCCGCCGCAAGGGGUGGGACGACGACGACGACCUGGAUAACUUGUGACGUGGCGCGAGGGGGGAAAAGAAGGCUAAUCGCCAAGGUCGUGGAG